AUGGAUCCACUCACUGCUCAAAUUCAAUUCACAAAACGACCAAUUCUCUACAUGUCUCGUUUGGGAAAGGUUUUAUUGUCUAACAAGUGGUUCCGAGUUGUGUGUGGAAUUUUACUUUUGGCUGGUUGUGAUGUUUUGGCUUGGAUGAUGACAGUUUCAUGCUUGGUGGUGACUGGAUUUGUGCUGUAUGGAGUUUCCAUGUUCAGAAAGAGAAAGGAAUGUAGUAUUGCGCAUGGCAAAGACGAGCAAGAUAUUGAAUGGUUGAAUGAAACUCUUGGUGGCGAUAUUUCAUUGGUGGAUGAUGCACUUGGUCAAGUAAUUGAGAGUUGUAAGAGUGAAAAGAAGAGUUUGAUUAUUGUGGGAGUUGGAUUGGGAGCUGUUUUGAAGAGAUUGGAAAAAUUAAAUCACUUGAUGGAACAAUUCGAAAAUGUGAAAGUUUUGGAACCAAAUGAAACAAUUAUUAGAAAAUGCAAGGAAAUAGCAACAAGUAGUAAGAUUGAAUUUUUGAGCUGUGAAUAUUUGGAUAUUUCCAAAUGUUCAGCCGAUAUUGUCAUGUUACAAAUGGAAUAUUUGAAGCAUUUAGACAACAAGUCAAUUGCUCAAUUAAUUCAGAAUUGCAGAAAUAUUGCAAAGGUUGGAUUGAUUAUUGGUGAUUUACAAAGAUCAAAUUUUAUUGGCAUGCUUACAUUGAUCAAUGUUGGUUCCUGUAUUUCUACUCAUGAUUUAUUAACUUUGAGUGAGUGGAAUAACUUUUUGAAUCGCCAAGUUAAAGUGGAAACAAAUCAAAUCUCGAGUGUUUGGACAUUCGGAAGAACUACCUUGAUGGUGAGUGGAAAUAUUUAA
This is a messenger RNA of Naegleria gruberi, 843 nucleotides long. RefSeq lists its product as uncharacterized. The record is from RefSeq and is a predicted model, not a curated record. The transcript has a single exon. NCBI's taxonomy places the organism in Eukaryota, Heterolobosea, Eutetramitea, Acrasida, Naegleriidae. The coding region runs from base 1 to 843 and encodes 280 amino acids.